Messenger RNA from Cervus elaphus (red deer), 3011 nucleotides. RefSeq names its product netrin 3 (gene NTN3). Gene Ontology annotation, molecular function: protein binding. Bases 429 to 2171 code for a protein of 580 amino acids. Lineage: Eukaryota; Metazoa; Chordata; Mammalia; Artiodactyla; Cervidae. The record is from RefSeq and is a predicted model, not a curated record. The transcript has 6 exons.
CCCCCUCUUGGCACAGCUCGCCCGCCCUCGCUGCAGCCGGGAGGAGGCGGCGGCCCGGGCGCCCCAGGCCCCGCCCGCCCGCGGCCCGUCCCGGGAGGCCGGGAGACCUGCUCGACCCGGCCCUCGGUGGGUGAGUGGGAGCGGCGGGCGGCGGGUGGGGCCUCUGCAGGAGGAGGCGCCGAGGGCGGGGGCGACGCCUGUCAACGCUCCAGGCCCCGCGGGAGGACUCGCGGGCGUCCCCGCUGCUCUGCUCGGCCCGGAGCGUGCCCGCAGCGGCGCCCACCUCUGGGCCCCGAUUGGGGCCGCCCGGGGGCUCUGGUGGCUCGGCACCCCGGGCCAACGGGCAGAGCCUCGGACCGGGCUCUCUCUCUCCCGAGGGCAGCGACGUGGGGCCCCGGCCGGCCGGCUGACCCCCGGCGGCUCCGGCCAUGCCGGGCUGGCCCUGGGGGCUGCUGCUGACCGCGGGCACGCUCUCGGCCGCGUUGAGCCCGGGGCCGCCGGCGCCCGCCGACCCCUGCCAUGACGACGGGGGCGCGCCCCGCGGCUGCGUGCCGGGCCUGGUGAACGCGGCCUUGGGCCGCGAGGUGCUGGCCUCCAGCACGUGCGGGCGGCCGGCCACGCGGGCCUGCGACGCUUCGGACCCGCGGCGGGCACACCCCGCCGCCCUCCUUACCUCUGCAGGCGGCACCGCCAGCCCAGUGUGCUGGCGCUCGGACUCGCUGACGCAGGUGCCCCACAACGUGACCCUCACAGUGCCCCUUGGCAAGGCUUUUGAGCUGGUGUUCGUGAGCCUGCGCUUCUGCUCGGCACCCCCCACCUCCCUGGCCCUGCUCAAGUCGCAGGACCACGGCCGCAGCUGGACCCCACUCGGCUUCUUCUCCUCCCACUGUGGCCUGGACUUCGGCCGCCUGCCUGCCCCUGCCGAUGGCCCAGCUGGCCCAGGGCCCGAAGCCCUGUGCUUCCCUGCGCCCCAGGCCCAGCCCGAUGGUGGUGGCCUGCUGGCCUUCAGCGUGCAGGACGGCAGCCCGCCAGGCCUGGAUCUGGACAGCAGCCCGGUGCUCCAAGACUGGGUGACCGCCACGGACAUUCAAGUAGUGCUCACAAGGCCUGCCGUGCUGGGAGACACCAGGGGCUCCGUGGCCACGGCCCCUUACUCUUACUCAGCCACUGAGCUCCAGGUGGGCGGGCGCUGCAAGUGCAAUGGGCACGCGUCCAGGUGCCUGCUGGACCCCCAGGGCCACCUGACCUGCGACUGCCGGCACGGCACCGAGGGCCCGGACUGCAGCCGCUGCAAGCCCUUCUACUGCGACAGGCCGUGGCAGCGGGCCACCACCCGGGAAGCCCACGCCUGCCUUGCCUGCUCCUGUAAUGGCCAUGCUCGCCGCUGCCGUUUCAACAUGGAGCUGUACCGACUGUCUGGCCGCCGCAGUGGCGGUGUCUGCCUCAACUGCCGGCACAAUACUGCCGGCCGGCACUGCCACUACUGCCGGGAGGGCUUCUACCGAGACCCUGGCCGUGCCCUGAGUGACCGCCGUGCCUGUAGGGCCUGUGACUGUCACCCUGUUGGUGCUGCUGGCAAAACCUGCAACCAGACCACCGGCCAGUGUCCCUGCAAAGAUGGCGUCACUGGCCUCACCUGUAACCGCUGUGCCCCUGGCUUCCAGCAGAGCCGCUCUCCGGUGGCACCCUGCGUUAAGACGCCUGUCCCUGGACCCGCUGAGGAGAGCAGUCCUGUGGAGCCCCAGGACUGCGACUUGCACUGCAAACCCGCCCGUGGCAGCUACCGCAUCAGCCUGAAGAAGUUCUGCAGGAAAGACUACGCGGUGCAGGUGGCGGUGGGCGCGCGCGGCGAGGCGCGUGGCUCCUGGACGCGCUUCCCGGUGGCCGUGCUCGCCGUGUUCCGGAGCGGCGAGGAGCGCGCCCGGCGCGGGAGCAGCGCGCUGUGGGUGCCGGCGCGGGACGCCGCCUGCGGCUGCCCCCGCCUACUGCCGGGCCGCCGCUACCUGCUGCUGGGGGGCGGGCCGGGGGCCGCGGUCGGGGGCCCCGGGGGCCGGGGGCCGGGGCUCAGCGCCGCCCGCGGGAGCCUCGUGUUGCCCUGGCGGGAUGCGUGGACGAGACGCCUUCGGAGGCUGCAGCGGCGCGAGCGGCGGGGGCGCUGUGGGGCUGCCUGAGCCCGCGGGCCGGGCGGGGGCCGGGCGGGCCGCUCCCCACUCAUCAAGGCUAACCUUCGUCCAGUGCAUCCGCCUGACGAGAAGUCUUUGAUAGCGUCGCGCGCGCCGCCCCUCUGGGCCCCCGCCCGCGCCUCCCCCGGUGCCCCGAGCGCCUGUCCAGGAGGGGUGAGCGACGCAGCGACACCCACGCCCCAACACGGAGGGGUGUGGUAGCCCCGAAAAGCGGUUUCGAGCCCUCCUUGGGCAGUUGUCAUCCAAAGGACCCCAUGGCCCCCCACCUUCGAGCUAUCUACCUCCUCCAGGGGAGCACCACGAUGCCCCAGAGUGCUGUGAACCCCCUGCGAACACCUCAGGGGCCUCGGUGACACACACCCCCAGCCCCGCGGGUCGUGGUUCCUCAGCGUUCCCGCGUUCCUGAGGCACUGACACCGCCCCCCCCCAAAGUUAUGCACCCCCUUCUGAUGCCAGGACCCAUAGAGCUCUGAGAGCACCCCAAGGACCGCCGAGACGCCACCUCCUCGGACUCUGAUUUCCCGGAGAGCGCCCCGACGCCCCGAGAGGUGGUGCGGCCGCCAGAGACGCGCUGGGCGACGCUGGUUGCCCGUCCUCGUCAGGACCGGCGGGGGGCGCCAUGACUCCUCCCCCAGCGGCUGAGGCGGCGGCGGCCCCGGGCUCCCGUCAAUCCGCCGGCGGGGCGUCAGCGUCCCUGUCCGCGGUGACUCUGUUCGGCCUUUUCUGGCCCAUUGUGUCCGUGUCUCUUGUCCCCGUCCGGCUGUCUCUCUCGACCCGGGUCUCCCGGCUCCUCCCCUCAGGGCUCACCCGGAGGCUCCCCCCCCCGCC